AGGGAGAGAGACGGAGGCAGGUGGAGGGCGCAAACAGAGAGAAACCAAGUGGGAAGGAAAAAACAAGAUGAAGGGAAGAAAGGAAAGGAGCGCUGCCUCUCGUAAAGCACGCUGACAGAAACAAACAGAGAGAGAGAGAGGCAGGGAGGAACUGGAUAACCCAGCGACUCCGGCACGGUUUCUAGCAGAGGGAAGGAGGAGGAAGAGUGCGAUGCUACAGUGCUGCUCUGCCUGAACCAAAGCAGGAGGAAAGGAAGGAGCAACAGAGAGGAGGAGGAGGAGAAGGAAUCCCUCGAAAAACAGCCUGAAGAGUGGACAGAGAAAGAGGAUGGAGGAGAGGAGAACACGCAGAAACCCCUGGGUGCUCAGGCUCACAUGAGUGUAUGGACCUGUGCCCGGCCGGAGUUACUACAAGAUGCUGUCAAAGAACGAGCGUACGAGGGCGGAGUGUUAGUGUGCGAGCGAUGGGUGUCUGUUUGCACAAACUACGGCCGCUCCGCAAAAGUCAGCAGAAGUAGACGAGAGGCUCGGGUCUCUGUCAGAGCAGGUGUGUGCGAGUGUUGGUGUGAGAACAUAUGACACACCAGCUGUUUUAGGAGGUAAACAGAGCCGGGGUAGCCCAGAGGAGAGGAGAAGGAAGACACGUUCACGUGAAGAAGUGCAUGGAAGGCGAAUCGCACACGCGGAGUCAACCGGUUCAGAGUCACAGUUAGUGGUGUGAGGAAAGCGUGGCGGACAGCACAUUUAAUAGAAGACACGGAGUUUACAAUGAGGUGUCACUGAGCUUCUCCGGGGUUCCUGACUUCUCUAUACCAAACCAGCCACCUGAAGCCACUCCCUACCUCAACUCAACCCAACAAGUGGACUUGAACACUGAGAGACAAGGACUUGAACCCCAGCUGUCUGGGAAGCCCACCUGAAGUGGGGUCAGUCCUGACUUUCUGUGCCCAGUGGAUGCCUCCUGACUCCAACCAUGGGAGAAUGGACCAUCCUAGAGCGCCUCCUGGAGGCCGCUGUUCAGCAGCACUCUACUAUGAUUGGAAGGAUCUUGCUGACUGUCGUUGUCAUCUUCCGUAUUCUGAUCGUGGCCAUCGUCGGAGAGACGGUGUAUGAGGAUGAGCAGACCAUGUUCAUCUGUAAUACUUUACAGCCGGGCUGCAACCAAGCUUGCUAUGACAAAGCCUUCCCCAUUUCCCACAUCCGCUACUGGGUCUUCCAGAUCAUACUGGUGUGCACACCCAGCCUCUGCUUUAUCACCUACUCUGUCCAUCAGUCAGCCAAGCAGAGAGACCGGCGCUACUCUUUUCUCUAUCCAAUAAUGGAGAGGGACUACGGCGGAAGGGAUGGGGCUCGGAAGCUCCGCAACAUAAAUGGAAUUCUAGUUCAGCACGGAGGGGAUAGUGGAGGAGGGAAGGAAGAACCUGACUGUCUGGAGGUGAAGGAGAUCCCCAAUGCCCCACGGGGCCUCACGCACGGGAAGAGCUCCAAGGUUCGGCGUCAAGAAGGGAUCUCCCGCUUUUACAUCAUUCAGGUGGUGUUCAGAAACGCCCUAGAGAUUGGCUUCUUAGCGGGCCAGUACUUCCUUUAUGGCUUCAGCGUGCCUGGGAUUUUCGAGUGCGACCGCUACCCGUGUCUCAAGGAGGUGGAGUGCUACGUGUCCCGGCCCACAGAAAAAACGGUUUUCCUGGUCUUCAUGUUUGCCGUGAGCGGCAUUUGCGUGGUGCUCAAUCUGGCCGAGCUCAAUCAUCUCGGCUGGCGCAAGAUCAAGGCCGCCAUCAGGGGCGUCCAGGCCCGCAGGAAGUCUAUCUGUGAAAUCAGGAAGAAGGACAUGGCGCAUCUGUCUCAGCCACCCAACCUGGGACGCACACAGUCCAGCGAAUCGGCCUACGUCUGACGAUGAAGACAGAUAACAGAGGGGGAGCGGGAUGAAUGUGCAACAGAGAGAAUGAACGAAUUCUGAUUUUAAUUUAAUGAAGAUGGUGUGGAGGUCAAACAAGAUGACCUCUCCUCUAUGACAGAAUGAAACAGAAUGUAAAAAAAAGACCAAACCUCGGGCUCUGCGGCGCUGAAAGUCAGCAGAGGCUUGAGAAGGAAGAAAAUUAGAGAGCAUCAAAGAGGACAAUAAAUUUCGUUUCGCAAACAUACAUAAUAAAGACACGCUGAUCUCAUAAGGAGAUAGUCCAACUGCCAUUUUAUACUUCUGUCUUUUUUAACUAACGACCUUCUCUGCUUCUCGUUUCUUAUGCGGAGAAUAAAAUCCUCACGGGGCUGAUCUAGAGAUGAGAGUAAGAGGGCAAGAGGGAGGAAAACAGAUGAGAGGCUGUUUUGUGUUCUCUGGGGAUAUUCGAAGGCGACAUGGUUGUGUGAUGCAUCCCAUGGUGCUUUUCUUCUGGACUGU
Neolamprologus brichardi is the source of this 2398-nucleotide messenger RNA. It is a transcript of the gene gjd1b, whose product is annotated as gap junction protein delta 1b. NCBI's taxonomy places the organism in Eukaryota, Metazoa, Chordata, Actinopteri, Cichliformes, Cichlidae. Gene Ontology annotation, cellular component: connexin complex. Gene Ontology annotation, biological process: cell-cell signaling. Gene Ontology annotation, molecular function: gap junction channel activity. The record is from RefSeq and is a predicted model, not a curated record.